GGAAUGCAUGCGGGGGGGCGGGGUAUCUGGCAGGAGAGGAGGACGGCAUUGCUGAUGAUCUUGACCGGCUCCAACAAUGAUGAUUCACGGUUUUAAGAGUAGUAAUCAAGACUUCAAUUUCGGACCAUGGAAGGUCACAGCCAUCAAAACGCACAUUAUGAAGUCAGCCGAUGUGGAGAAAUUGGCAGAAGAUAUGCACAUGCCCUGUCUUCCCGAGAUGAUGUUUGGGGGCAAUGUCUUAAGAAUUCAGCACUCCGCUGGCUUUGGCAUUGAGUUCACGGCCACUGAUGCCCUCAAAAGAGUGAACAAGAACCAGGGAAUCGUCAAAGUGGCUUGUGCGGAAGAGUGGCAGGAAAGUCGGUCAGAAAAUGAGCACAGCAAGGAAAUUGUGAGGCCUUAUGACUGGACCUAUACGACCGAUUACAAGGGAACCUUGCUGGGUAACGACCUGACGUUCAAUGUCGUCUCCACAACCGACCGUAUCAAUACGGAAAAGCUGAAGGCGAGAGAGCAGAUCAUGUUUUUUGAGGAAGUCCUACUGUUCGAAGACGAACUCCAUGAUCAUGGCGUGUCCAGCUUGAGCGUGAAGAUCAGAGUCAUGCCUUCUAGCUUCUUUAUUCUCCUCCGGUUCUUCCUCAGGGUGGAUGGGGUUCUCAUCCGAAUGAGCGACACUCGUCUUUACCACGAGUGCGACAAGACCUUCAUGCUGAGAGAAUACACAUGCAGGGAAAGUCAAAUCAGCAACCUAAGUCAUGUGCCCCCUCCGCUCUACACCGAGCCAAAUGAAAUCUCUCAGUACCUGCCCAUUACCGAAACCAUUUACGAAAAGUUAGAAUUUCCGACAGUAGCACAGACAGGGAUGAGUGACGCUUCCGCUCCAGUAAGCCGACCCGCACCGUGAGAGAAGACACAAGCUGGCACUCGCAGCACGAAGGUGAAGAUCCUCGCCACCCUAAACGUCACCACAUGAUGCUCACGUAAAUACACAGUUUCUACAUGUUUUACGUGUCUGUCACCAAGAUAAGAUGCCUUAGUUUGUCUCGUUGUGUAUUUUCUUGAGUAAUCCAUUGAUCAUGGCAGUAUUCUGUGAAACAAAGCUUUCUGACCCGAAAGACACUUAGAGGCACGUCAGUAAGCCGUGUGAUGACGGUGGAGCACUGUAUUCCUAUGCUCGCCCAUCCAUCGCAUCUUUCAAAAGUUAUGAAAUUUUUGCUGACUUGCACUCAAAACCUAGAUCCUCCUAUCAGUGUCUGCUCCGAUAUAUUAGAAAGUAUGGACUGAUCGGCCUUACUAGAUUCCAUAGGAUCUACUACCCCUCUUAACGUUCCGUAAAGGUAAUUUAAUAAAAAAAAUGGAGUAAAAUGA
Molecule: messenger RNA, 1365 nt
Organism: Bufo bufo (common toad)
Lineage: Eukaryota; Metazoa; Chordata; Amphibia; Anura; Bufonidae
Gene: TIPRL
Product: TOR signaling pathway regulator
Exons: 2
Coding region: 77-901 (274 amino acids)
Biological process (GO): TOR signaling
Cellular component (GO): cytosol
Source: RefSeq, a predicted model, not a curated record